GGCCGCGUACCACGUCUAGGUACUGUACGAGUCACUCAAACUCAAACUUCGGCUCUGGCAAUCGACGCAAAGAAACAAAUCAUCAGUCCCCGUGAGGAUAGUCAAAAGUCUUGUGAAAAAAAAAGUGGGAAGGAGAAACCCAAAAGGCCAGACAAAUCAAAUAAUCCAUCUAGGGCAGCCCUCGCAACCACCGACCCAUGUUUUAUCGGGCAACGAAGAAAGACGACUGAACUGCACAAGAGGAGGUAGUGAUGCCAAGUCCGAUCCCCUUUGUGUCCUCGCCAGCAGCAUGAGCUCUUAUGUUUUGACCACACCGAUCCCAAAAUGGUGUUCGCAUCACUUUUGCCAUCCUCGAAAUUUGGAUCGCGGGCAAGAGCUGGCUCUGGGCAAAGGCCUAGGUUGACGUCGUCGCGCCCAAGCCCCACAAACACUGCGUCUGCCUCGACCGCCUCCACGUCCACACCGACAAGUUCAGCCCCUGCUGCUCACGGCCAUGAGUUUAUCCUUGACGAAGUCCAGCUGCCUUCGAUACCCGAAGAGCGACCCGAUCUCCGAGAACUGAACAACUGCCUCGCGGCACUUGCCGUCGUCUUCCCAGAUAUCCAGCUCGAUGUUUUCCGCGAGAUGCUAACCAGCUUCGACUGCGAGUCACGUCUCGCUGUCGUCGCCGAUGCACUUGUCAAAAAUCGUGUGUCUUGGGUGAAGGGCCGGUGGAGGCUACCCGACGAAACAAACAACACCUCGGCCUUGCCAGCAGCAGCAGCAGCAACGCCGCAGACAAAUGCCAAACCGUUACAGGCCCAGGGUGCGUCUCGGAGGAGGCAAGGUGGUCCAGUACCGAUCAAGGAACAAUUCAGGAGUGCCGAAUACAGGGAAGCGGUCAGGUCACUGGCUCUUUACGAGUUCAAGGGUCUUUCGCGGUCCGCCGUGACUGCAGUCUUGGCUGAACACAACCAUUCAUACCUAGAGGCGCGAAAGACGCUCAUCGAGGUGUCUUCCAAAUCAUGGCGUUUCACUAUGGCGAACCUGUUUUCAAGAAAGAAAGCCGCGGUCCCGGUGACGGCGGCUGGGGCAGUAGACAGCCACCCGCUUGUCAUAUGGAAAUCCUCGGGCAAGGGCUCUAUCUUGCCUAUGAUCCGGUCUACGGGUAAUGCAGAGCUAGACCAUGAACUUUACUAUGAGCUGGUUGCCCCGCUAAAGGUCAAGGCCAAAGCAGAACAAGAACACAAAGACCGUGUUCUCGCUGUUGUCAUCAAUAUGGAGGAGGCAGAGGCUGCUGAUGCCACGCACGAAUGCGCCUGCUGCUUUACCACUGCCACCUUUGAGGAGAUCACGGUCUGCAAUGCGAACGGCCAUGUGCUCUGUUUUCGUUGUAUUCAGCACUCGAUACACGAGGCUGUCUUUGGCCAAGGUUGGCAACGGAGUAUCAAUAAGGAGCUGGGCACGCUGCGGUGCCCUGCAGUAGACUCAGAUGAAUGCAGCGGCUGUAUCCCUGCGGAUCAGGUGCACCGAGCAAUGCUUGAGGAGAAGAACGGGGCCGAGGUCCUGCACCGACUGGAUCAGCGUCUAGCCGAACAUGGCCUUAUAUCAAGCGGCCUGCCGCUUGUUCGCUGCCCAUUUUGCAGUUAUGCCGAGGUUGAUGAGUUGUACAUUCCUUCCAAGGAGCAACAUCUGCGUCUCCGUGCGGCUAGUCUCCUUAAGGUCGCUUUCUUUUGUCUUUGUCUGAUGACUGUUCCGUUUCUGCUACCUCUCAUGGUCUUGACCUCCAUCGUAUGCCUUCUCUUCACCUCUCAGCAAGCUUUGGGUGAUCGCCUAAGAAGCGAGUUUGCGAAAGCGUUGACAAGACAUCGUCGACGCCGACGUGGGCUCAAGUUCACGUGCCAGUCGCCGUCUUGCAACAAGACGUCUUGCCUGUCUUGUGACAAAGCAUGGACCGACAUACACGUCUGUCACGAGUCCGCCCUUGUGGCCCUGCGAACGCAGGUCGAACAGGCCAUGAGCAUGGCCAUCAAACGCGUAUGCCCUCGCUGUAACACAUCGUUCGUCAAAAACGCGGGCUGUAACAAGCUCACGUGUCCAUGCGGCUACAAGAUGUGUUAUGUAUGCCGCAAGGAUAUUGGCGGUACCGGCGACGGUGACGAUGUUGGCUAUCGGCAUUUUUGCGACCACUUCCGGCCGGAGGGCGAUCCGAGACCCUGCGAUCAGUGCAACAAGUGCAAUCUGUGGGAAGCAGAGAACACUGACGCUGUAUUACAAGAAGCCAGAGACGAGGCAGAGCGUAAAUGGCUCGAGGCCGAGGGCCACGGGCUGAACGGUGCCGAAAAGAAGUUCCUCGAGACCGGCAUCUCCUCGGGACUUUCCUCCUCCCGAGCCAGACAGAACGGAUUCAGAGUUGGACCAGAGCUUUUCAGCAAGGCGAAAUGGCCAAGUCUACCAACUGUCUGCGACGCUAUUGUUGAGAGUCUCUUUGUAUGAGAUAAUAUAUCCAGUUUAUGGUUUUCUUUGCACUUACCGUUGUCUCUGUUGUUUAUGGGCAGAGAUAUUAGCUUUCACAAAACCGCAACGUGCCAGCUGAUACCCGCUCCUUUUUCAGUUCGUUACUCGUCUGUUUUUUCUUCUUAUCUAUCUGGUUUUAAUCAUGCUUUGCUUUUCUAUUGCUACAUGUAUUACACCUUGUCUACCCCGCUUGUUUUGCCAGAAAAGAAAGCAUAAGGGAUGUGGCAAUCUGCAUUGGUUGCGUCUGGCGUUGUUUUCUUUUUUCUUUUUUUUAUGAUUUCAUUGUCGCUAGCAUUGCUCCUUUCUUUGGCUUACACAUGAUCCCGUUCAAACGGUGAACUGAACAAGACAACCAGUCGAUGUACCCUGGAUAUGAAAUAGAAGAUGUAUUCACAGAACUUUGAAAUUUGCUUCUUCCAAAGUUUUCAAAAAAUGUAUCACAUCUUGAGCAGAAUGGGUAGUUAACCAGGAAACUCAUUCGGUAUUUCAGCCUACAGAUCCUACAAUCACAUUACAAAACACA
This is a messenger RNA of Pyricularia oryzae 70-15, 3019 nucleotides long. RefSeq lists its product as uncharacterized. Lineage: Eukaryota; Fungi; Ascomycota; Sordariomycetes; Magnaporthales; Pyriculariaceae. Bases 325 to 2475 code for a protein of 716 amino acids. The transcript has a single exon. The record is from RefSeq and is a predicted model, not a curated record.